AUGACCCCGGGGAGCGCUAGAGGCGGCGAGCGCCCCCCACUCACCGCGAAGUCCAGGCCGUCUUUUCUUCGUGCUCGACCGGACGUCCCAGCGCCGUUUCCUCGUAGACACUGGGGCCGAAAUUACAUCAUCCCAGCUACGCGGUCAGAGAAGCUACGGAGCCCCAUUUACCACCUAACUACCGUUAACAAUACGGGCAUACCUGUCUACGGUGAACGGUCGCUCACUUUGAACCUCGGAUUACGGCUACCUUUCCCUUGGAUAUUCAAGGUAGCAGCAAUCGACCAAGCCACCAUUGGGGCAGACCUUCUACAGCACUUUGGCCUGUUGGUCGGCGUUGCCCGCAAGUCUUUAAUCGACUCUACGACCAAGCUGCACGUCCAAGGCGUUGGUACAUCCCCGCGCAUCACCUUCCCAGCGUCGUCUCUCUCAGCCCUUCAUUCUCCCUUCGCGGUAGUACUCAGCGAGUUCCCAUCUCUAUCGCUGCCUCCGGACUGGACCAAGCCCAUACGUCAUGACGUCGUUCAUUACAUCCAGACGUCGGGUCCACCGGUUCAUUUCAAGCCUCGUCGACUCACCCCAGAGAAAUGGAAAAUCGCUCGUAGUCUGUUCGACCACAUGUUGCAAAUUGGGAUCGCUCGGCCGUCUUCCAGUGAUUGGGCUUCACCACUCCACAUGGUCCCUAAGAAGACCGGGGACUGGCGCCCAUGUGGAGAUUAUCGCGCCUUAAAUCUUGCAACCAAACCUGACGCUACCCCCUACCGAACCUUCCGGACUUCACCAUGA
Messenger RNA from Ornithodoros turicata, 786 nucleotides. RefSeq lists its product as uncharacterized. The transcript has a single exon. Bases 1 to 786 code for a protein of 261 amino acids. The record is from RefSeq and is a predicted model, not a curated record. NCBI's taxonomy places the organism in Eukaryota, Metazoa, Arthropoda, Arachnida, Ixodida, Argasidae.